Messenger RNA from Dermacentor silvarum, 1362 nucleotides. RefSeq lists its product as uncharacterized. The transcript is spliced from 10 exons. The record is from RefSeq and is a predicted model, not a curated record. Bases 1 to 1263 code for a protein of 420 amino acids. NCBI's taxonomy places the organism in Eukaryota, Metazoa, Arthropoda, Arachnida, Ixodida, Ixodidae.
AUGGGGCCACCUACGACUUGCAUCAGAGGCUGUGAGGAUGCCGGCUUUGCCUCCUCGCUAUUCCAGUUCAUUGUAUCCUCGCUGCACCCACCUACUACUUGCAGCACGGAUGGCUCGCCUCCUCGCGCACGCCACUAUGAGCCCGAGAUGUGCUUCACUAACACACCAGGAACGAUCAAGGCACUGGCGGCCUUCUGCUUCUGCGUCAACAUGUUCAACCUCGUGUACCUCUUCAUGCGGUACGAAGAAUUGCUGCCCGCCCAGGCUCAGCAGCUCAGGAACCAGGUCGAGAGCGUUAUGCCUGACGUCAAGAAUCUUGACAAAUACAUGGAUCGACGAGAUGGUGUCAUCUUCGUCAGCCUUUUUGCGGCCAUCAGCGUUCUGUUCGACUAUGUCCUCUACCUGGGAGUAGACAGCCAGAAGCCUAGGCUGAUCUUGUGCGCGUGGACGUGGGGCAUAAUCGACAGUUCCUUCGACGCCGCCAUCGGAAUCGCCUCGGGAAACAUGAGCUUCAUGGAUGGCCUCGCAAGGACGCCCGCGCCCAUCGAAGUCACAGUGCUAACAGAGAAGCCAAUAUUUCACCUGCACGGCAAAUCUAUCCAAAGGCUCGGCGCGGCGCCAGAGGUCCGGUCGCCAUUGACGCCAGCGACGCCCGCCGAAAAAGGUCCACCCAACAAUGAGACCGUAUCCUCCGCGCGAGCUCCGAGAGAGCAGGUCAUCGACUACCAGUCGACCAUUGUCGACCACGAGGCCUAUCGACUUACGCAAGAACAAAGCACGGUCCUGCUGCUGUACGUUCUAUUUCGACUGAUAUUUAAGGUGGUGGCACUGGCCGGUAUCAAGGACUUCGCCAGCCGGGUGGCCAUCGAGUGCGAGAAGCGGAACCUGGCGCUGCAGCUCGGCUACGAGGCAGAGACGGUGUCCCUCGAAGAGCCGGCCGUGCCGGGGCCGCCCAAGUCGCGCAAGAUCGCCAUGCCCGUGCCGCAGGAUCUACCAGCACCGAAAGCGUUGCCCCCUCCGGUGGUUCCACACUUUAUCCCGGGCAUGCCUGGAAUUCCGUUUCCUCCUCCGCCCGGGUUUAUUGCGCAGCCGCCUCCGGAUGGCAAAGAGCCUCCGGAUGGCAAAGGGCCUCCACCUCCUCCCGGGAUGCUGGCGGCCAGCGACACUCGGUCACCCGCUCCCCCGGGGUUCCUCUUCCCGCCACCCUCGGUGGUUCCCUACCCUACGGUGGACCCCACGUCGUUCGGGAAUCGGCCCUAUUGAAAAAGGGGGACGACACGCUAACGAACGGCACAGAUGAAACUGUUGCAUGCGCGGCGUGCCGAGCCUCGCACAGAAUCGGCCGUCCGCAAACAGGAUUAA